Molecule: messenger RNA, 5169 nt
Organism: Girardinichthys multiradiatus
Lineage: Eukaryota; Metazoa; Chordata; Actinopteri; Cyprinodontiformes; Goodeidae
Gene: glis1b
Product: zinc finger protein GLIS3
Exons: 11
Coding region: 220-3228 (1002 amino acids)
Biological process (GO): regulation of transcription by RNA polymerase II
Cellular component (GO): nucleus
Molecular function (GO): RNA polymerase II cis-regulatory region sequence-specific DNA binding; DNA-binding transcription factor activity, RNA polymerase II-specific
Source: RefSeq, a predicted model, not a curated record
UGAGUCCUGCAGACCAGCGCAGCUAUGUGUCAAUCUCUCAGACGGAGAGAGGCAGAAUGGGAUGCUGAGUGACUGAAGACGAUGCUGUCGAUCAGUCUUUUAGACGCGCUCCUGUUUAGUUCAACAUGAUAUUUAAACGUAUCCUGAGCCUUAUUAACUGAUUAUAUAAGGGAAUGUGAAGAAGCGGCCAAGCGUUGCAUGGGGAAAGCGGACUGAUCGAUGCAAAGCUCCUCAGCGCAGGUCGAGAUGGUGAGCCGCUGUCAGACCCAAACCUUCCCGGACAUCACCGGCUUGACGCUCUCCGUGUUCGGCGGCAAGGCGGAGAUGUGUGCACGGAAAGGCUUUGGAUCCCAGGUCUGCCGGAACCCGAGCGACUCCCAGAACAUGAGCUGCGCUAGCCCGAAGCGACUCAUCGCUCACGCCGAGGAAAGAGCGCAUCUGUCGGCCAAAAGUGAGCGGCUGUGUCUAUCCCUGCCGCCUCUCCAAGUUAAUGGAGCCUACUGCUCAGAGAAGGACGCAAGCUCUGAGCUGGGCGAUGUCCAGGGCACCCUAAUGCGAUGUGGGCAGAGCCUGCCACUGCCAGCGGGGGGCCCUUCAGAAGGGGUCUACCCCCCGAGCCUUCACUGCAGCAGACCAGCACCUGACCUCCUUCUGCAGGAUGACCCACACCAUGAGACCAGAAGGACCUCUGCCUUCCAGAGGGCUCCGCCAGGGGCCUCACCUAGCCUUGGCUGCAGUGCCAACAUGGCUUGCUCCUCUGCCCCUUACCUGAUUAAACAGGAGAACUCAAUUGGACAAAAGACCUCCAGUGUCCAAAGCCGGUCUCAGGCAUUUCCAGCAUGUAGGGCAGGUCAAGCUUUGGAGGCAUCAAUAGAUGACAUAGCUGCAGCCCUGCAUGCUAGCAGUAACGGUAAUGGCGUAUGCACAGUGAGCUCUGCAGGUAAUGCUGUGUCAGGAGACGCAGUCCAACGUUUUAAUAAUGGAGAUGGCUCCUCCCCACUGGCUUUGUCCCCAACUGGCUCCCAUCAUUCAGCACGGCUGCUCAGCGCUAGAAGUGUGAAGAGACGCUGCCUGUCCUUGGCCUCACAGUCCACUGCCGCUGCUGGCACCAGCAGCGUCGCCCCAACGGGUUCCCCAUCAGCCACUGGCACAACCUCCAAAGAGAUCAAUAUCACCGCAGCCAUCUGCUCCUCCACCCAGAUGUCGACGGUUGCCUGCGUCAAGGGGUUCCGCGCUAACCUCUCACCCAGCAACACUAGUAGCGUUGGCUUCUCUUCAUCGUCCUCCUCCUCUUCUUCUACAUCCCCACCCUCUAUCUGCUGCCAGCGGGAAGCCCCUCGGAGGCCCCCACGUCACACCAGCCCCUUGCAAGCAGUGCAACAGGAGAGCUGUCAGCUGUCCUCACCUGCCACCUGCCUGCUGUCCCAGUCCGCCUCCUCCUCCUCCUCUUCUUCAGCAUCAUUGGUGGAGCCAGAGACGGGCCUGGGGCAGAGCCUGGGGCUUUGCGAGGAGCAGGUCUCCAUGUUGCGGGGGCUCGGUGGUGGAGGAACAGCCGAGGAAGGUGAAGAAAGAGGCUUGGAUGGGUUGGGGCUCCUAAUGAGUGGGGCCCUUAUGUCUGGGACAUUGAACUCCAGUUCUGAAGCAGGCUGCCUGUUGGAUGAGGGUCUAAGAUGUGGGGCAGCUCUUAAGCAGGAACCUCUUGAUGACUUCUCUCCAAGUGAAGAUGAACUCUUCCAGCACCACUAUCACCACCAUCAUCACCUGAGUGGUCGCAGUGGGCACCACCAUCACACUCCCCACCCAUCUCGAUCUACCAUGCCUCCUCCCUAUCACCUGCACCAAUACCCAGGCCCCAGUCACGGGGGGCCACUGCAGCCACAGAGCCAGCAGAUGACACAAGCCUCCCCCCUGGGACUAAAACAAACCUCCGGAGGCCCCCCUGCACCCCACACAGCCUUGGAGCGGGAAGAAGUCAGAGGAGGAGCACAGGCGGACAAGCAGGUGUGUCGCUGGAUCGACUGCAGUGCCUCUUAUGAGCAGCAGGAGGAGCUUGUUAGGCACAUCGAGAAAGUCCACAUCGACCAACGCAAAGGAGAGGACUUCACCUGUUUCUGGGCCGGCUGCAUUCGCCGCUACAAACCCUUCAACGCCCGCUACAAGCUGCUGAUUCACAUGAGGGUCCACUCUGGAGAGAAACCUAACAAGUGUAUGUUUGAGGGCUGUAACAAAGCCUUUUCCCGUCUGGAGAACCUGAAGAUCCACCUGAGGAGCCACACGGGCGAGAAGCCAUACCUCUGCCAGCACCCGGGCUGCCAGAAAGCUUUCAGCAACUCCAGUGACCGAGCCAAGCAUCAGCGCACUCACCUGGACACGAAACCAUAUGCAUGUCAGAUCUCUGGCUGCACCAAACGCUACACGGAUCCCAGUUCUUUACGCAAGCAUGUCAAAAUCCACUCGGCCAAAGAGCAACAGGUGCAUAAAAAGCUGCGGCCCUGCCAGACCAUGGAGCAGGAUGUCCUGAGUGACUGUCUUUCCAUGCAGCAGAUCCAGAGCUCCACCUCCUCCCAUCAUCUCUACAACGGCAAAGAUGGUCGCUCUCCUGCAAUGUGUCCAGAUAUCUUCACAGGGCUGUACGCUGGCUCCAGCAACCCCCAUCAGAGCACCUCGGUGGAGCUCCUCUCCCAUACCCCCAACCCUGCCUCUGUCACCGACCUGCCCUCCCGACAGCACAGGCUGGAUCAGGACCUUGGCAGCCCUCAUCACCUGUCCCCUCUGGCAUCCAUGGAUGGCGCAAGGGAUGGAAUGUCCGGUCCCCUCUUGUCUCCUGGCAUGAAGGCAACAGGAACUCCUCCUCCUCUUCCACAGGAGAAACAACAUGGUCACCCUCAUCACAAGCACUACCCUCAUUACCAACAUCAUCAGCCUGCCACUGACGAAUACCAAGCCAGCUUUCAGAGCUGCUUCCAUUUUGGAGACCCCUAUAGGAUGGAGCAGACGGUCAGCAGUGUCCCCGUCCCAGGAGAUGCUCUUACCUACUCCUCCCAUCAGCACAAUGGCUUCCACAUGCCAACCAGCAACACUGGACCUACAGGGUUUGGCGUGACCCAGGAGCUGCAGGGGGGCGGAGGGUGCCAGUAUUCCUCCAGCCCUGACGACAGCAUGUUCUUCCAGGUGGGGAGCUUCGACCGCAGCUUGGGCCACAUGUCGUCGGUCUACACGGAAACAUAAAGCCGGCCUGAAGCAGGGAAUGCUUCACAACAACUCCCUCCGCAAGCAUCUUCACCUCCUCUUCAGUCCUUGUUUUUUUUUUUCUUACAAAAUUUUAAACUCUACUUGGGUCAUUCUGACUUAUGCACCAGAUAAUAACCAGCUGAACUAAACAAACACUACCGCCCAUACACAUUAUAACUGAUGCACUGCCUUAUUGUAAGGUAUGAUAAAAGCACAGCUUGCAACCAUGUGGCUUCUGGCCCCUCUACAAGCAUAACCGCUUACAAAACGGCACAAAAAAUAUUCAUACCCUCUAAACCUUUGCCCAUUUUGUCAUGUUACAACAUUAAACUGUAUUUCAUUCAGAUUUCAUGUCAAAGGCCGACAAAAAGCAUUGCAUAACUGUAAAGUGAAUGGAAAAGGAUUCAGGUUUUCACAAUGUUUUACAAACACUAAUCUGAAAACAGUGACGUUCAUUUGUCUUCAACCCCCCUUUAUUCUGUGACACACCUUAAUAAAGCAUCUUUCUCCCAUAUCCCAGAAAAGUUUGGCCUACAGGCAGAACUCUGUAGAGUAGAGGAAAACUAACACCGAGGAUGACUCCAAACACAUCAUCCUCAACCUGAAACAUGGUAGUGGCAGCAUCAUGGUGUACGGAUGCUCUUCUUCGUCAUGGCCAGGAAACUUUGUCAGAGAUGACGGGAAGAUGGAGGGACCUAAAUACAGGACAAUCCUGGAAGAAAACCUAUUAAAGGCUACAAAAGACUUUAUUCUGGGGCAGAGGUUCACCUCCCAGCUGUACAAUGACCCUGAACUUACAGCCAGAGCUACAAGGGAACGGUUUAGAUCAAUGUAUAACCAUGUCUUAGAAUAAUAAAUGCUGUUCAGACACUCUCCCUCAAAUCUGACUGAGCUCGGGCUAUUCUGCAAGGAACAGUGGGCAAAAGUUUCUGCAUUGAGAUGUGAAAAGCUGUGACAAACACACCAGCAAAUGACUUGUAGCUGUGAUUGUAGCAAAAUGUUCUUCUACCAAUUAUUGAUUCAGGUGUGCAGGCUACAAAUGCAUGCCAGAUUUUACUUGCAAAACAAAUUUUGAACACCAUGUCUUUUUCUUCCACUUCACAAUUAUGCACUACUUUGAAUUUGUCUGACACUUAAAUGCAAGUUUUUCUUUGUAACUUAAUAAAGUUAAAAAACUUAAUAAAAUUAAAAAAUGUUUAUUGGGUACUGACACUUUUGUGGGGUACUGUAACUGUGAUUAAGUGAUAAUAGUUGCAAAGAAACAAUUCGUCCUCAACUUGCUGUUAAACCGGUUUUCAAAGGCAGCUCAGCCAAUUUAAUCUUACCUUGCAAUAAACUUGACAAUGUCUAGCAAAAUAAAAUGCAUAUAUAUAUAUAUAUAUAUACAUUUUUUUUUUUUUAAUGGUACAUUUUCAGCUGCAUCAGUGAAAGCCACGUGAACCAUAUGGUUCACAGACAUUUCAACACUAAAGAGGGAAAUUUUAAACAUACAUUCACAUAGACAAUCAUCUCAUCCUUAACAGAAUUUGAUGUUGGUGCUAAUUACAGCAGAAUCAGACUCUGUCCUUGGUUUUCAUGUAUGAAUUUUAAAUAAACACCAAGAUGUGCACGACAUCUGAAAAUAAUAGUUUUUUCCGUAAUCUACAUCUUCCAUUAUUUGUGAAGUGUAAAAUAUGCUAUUUUGCUGUGAUGUUUUUAUCAGUGGAAAAAAAGUUGCAUUUCUGUAAGUGUGAAGUGUUUUAUUCUGCCUUUGAAUUUAUCUCUAAUGGAGUUUUCUGGCUCAUUAGUCCUGUAAUACUUCAGAGACAACCAGCCUCCUAUUAUUAUUAUUAUUAUUAUUAUUAAUAAUAAUAUUAUUAUGUGUAUAAAAUGUACAGUUUGUUUACAACAACCAUUUGAGUGUCAUUUAAGAAAAUAAAAAUCACAGUGAGGAUUCAA